Messenger RNA from Baudoinia panamericana UAMH 10762, 1262 nucleotides. RefSeq lists its product as uncharacterized. The coding region runs from base 1 to 1116 and encodes 371 amino acids. Gene Ontology annotation, biological process: translation. Gene Ontology annotation, cellular component: cytosolic large ribosomal subunit; ribosome. Gene Ontology annotation, molecular function: structural constituent of ribosome; RNA binding. The record is from RefSeq and is a predicted model, not a curated record. The transcript has 3 exons. Lineage: Eukaryota; Fungi; Ascomycota; Dothideomycetes; Mycosphaerellales; Teratosphaeriaceae.
AUGAGUCGCCCAACUGUCACCAUCUACGGUGCUGAUGGUACUGCCACCGAGGACAGCCAUCCGCUACCCAAUGUCUUCAAGGCACCCAUCCGCCCGGACAUUGUCCAGAGCGUGCAUACCGGCAUGGCGAAGAACAGGAGGCAGCCGUACGCUGUGAGCGAGAAAGCAGGCCACCAGACUAGUGCAGAGUCUUGGGGUACCGGCCGUGCUGUCGCUCGUAUUCCGCGUGUCUCGGGAGGUGGUACUCACCGUGCCGGUCAAGCCGCGUUCGGUAACCAGUGUCGCUCCGGCCGCAUGUUUGCUCCCACCAAGGUCUGGCGCAAGUGGCAUCAGAAGGUCAACCUCGGCCAGAAACGCUUCGCAACCGCUUCCGCCAUAGCAGCUUCCUCCUCGGCUGCCCUGCUCCUGGCCCGCGGCCACCACAUCAUGACCGUCCCUGAAGUUCCACUCGUUGUUUCCAGCACUGUCUUCGCCGACGGCGCCGUCAAGAAGACAAGCCAGGCUGUGAAGAUACUCGAGUCUGUGGGCGCUGGACCGGAGCUUGAGAAGGUCAAGAAUAGCCGCAAGCUGCGCGCUGGCAAGGGCAAGCUCAGAGGCCGGCGCCACAAGCAACGCCGUGGUCCGCUCAUCGUCUAUGACCCGGAGAAGGAUGGCAAGGACCUCGUCCUCGCCUUCCGCAACAUCCCGGGUGUUGAGACUUGCACGGUCUACGCUCUCAACCUCUUACAACUUGCCCCUGGCGGACACCUCGGCCGCUUCGUCGUCUGGACGUCAUCUGCCUUCGCUGCACUCGAUACCAUCUACGGCAGCCAAACCGAGCCGUCCGAGAUGAAGAGGGACUUCUUGCUGCCGUCCAAUCUCGUGGCGCAGGCAGAUCUCGCAAAGCUCAUCAACAGCUCCGAGGUGCAGAGCGUGCUACGUCCAGUCAAGGGCGGUGCCAUCAGCAAGCGUGGUGUGGUGCAGAAGAAGAACCCGCUCGUGAACAGGCAGGUACUCCUGCGCCUCAAUCCGUACGCUGCCGCGUACAGGAAGGAAGGUCUUGGUCACAAGAAGGCGGAGGACGCUGAGCCGGCGGAGAAGGACGACACUUACGUCCAGCUCCUGCACGAGAACUAGAGGUUGUGAUAAUAUCAUAUGCAACGGGGCGUGGCGUAGCGUGCUUCAAGUUGCGAACUGGCUGCAGCCACAGCGGUUUGAAUGGGUGCAGUAAGCGAAGCACCUUUUCGGUCUACAAGUAUCAGUUGUCCGAUACGGUCGCAUGA